UAAAAUAUCAGCUGUGGACAAGGCUGAGUACCUUUGUUGCACCAAGUUGACGAUGUCGUUCUUCAAUUUGACGCGUUUGGGUGUCCAAGAUCCAAUAAAGACUGCUGUUACUAGACCAGGAACAGUACCAGCACCUGGUGGGCAGCCAGGAACCGCGGCUUCUACCAGUGGGGUGCAAAGAACCACGCUUAGCGAGCCGGUUUACCCGAACUCGGAAGCAAACGGGUCCUACGUGAAGUACACUAAACGCCUAAACAAACACAUCCGACCAAGACUCGGACCAAAUGAAAUUUACCACACUCAAAUAACCACAAAUAUAAACUACAGUUACUGGAUGAAGGAUGGGGUACAACAUGAAACAUGGACACAAAAUGAACAUCACCCCAGAGUGAAUAGUGAAAUGACAAGGUUUGUUGAUGAGAUGACACUUACAAAUAGGGAGUUUACAUUAUUUUAGGUACAUACAGUGUAUCAGCAAGACACUAAAUUCACUUUUGUAAAUUUUUACUUUUUGCUAAGAAGCUAAAUUUUUUGUAAGUUAAUAUCCUAACCAUUAUUUUUUGUAAUGUUUAUUGUAAAGUUAUUCGAGAAGAUCGCUGAGCAAGUAUCAGUUAAGAACUUCACUCUCAAUUUACAGUAUUUGCCUCUGUCUCACAUACAUAUUUUGUAAAAAAUGUCACAAAAGUGUUAACGUCAUUUACUGUCUCAAGGUGUAAGACUGCAAUAUAAGGCCAAGAUUUGCUUCAGGCAUGUAAUCAUGUUGAAAUGAAAGAUUAUUUUUGAUGGAUUGAACCCUGCUUGUGUUUCUGCUAUAAGCAGUAGUCCCACUUCCCAUUCAGUUGGGUAUAGGAACAUAUCUCUCAUUUUGACUGCUUUCAAAUUUUUAGUGCACACAGGAACAGUGAUUACACAUGUACUUAUUAAGUUCAAACAAUGAGUAAAUUGCUAAGUAAAUAGUAAUAAAUCACAACCUUAACAUAAAUUUUUGUCUUUUUUUUAAGAAAGUAAUGUUAUUAAAUAACCUUUUUUUGUAAUUCCCCAAAAUGUAAAUAAAUCAGAAUUUAAUACAUUUACUAAAACUUUCACUUGGGCUUUAAACAUAUAUCACAUGAUGAAGUUGCAAUAACUUAUUUUCAUUCCACCUUGAAAAGUUCAGAAAGGAGUAAACUCUCAACCUGUUAGAAAUAAAUAGCUGUUAAAUUCCCCUAGGCCUCACAGUCAGGCCAUAAUUUUAAUAACAAUGAUUAAGAUAAUGAUGAUGAUGAUGGUAGCAAUAAUAAUAAUAAUAAUAACAAGAACAAUAAAAAUGGUAAUAAGUGCUCACUUUUAUUGCCUGUGAGCACCAUAUUAAGUAUGCAUGAGUGAACUUAUGUAUUCUUUGGUUUUUGUAUAAAUGAAAUAACAUUUUCAGUUUGCAAAACUAAAAUGUUUUUUCAGUUGUAAGAACUGUUAUCACUCUACUCAUUUUCCAACUUAAAUUAUGAUUAUUAUUUUGAAACCAUCUAUAUCUUUCUUUUAAGGCAUUUAUCUUUGCCAAAAUCUGUUCUGUAUGAAUGAAGAAUAUCUUAUUUGUGGGUAAACCCUCGAAAAAAAUUCCCCUGAACAUACCUUUUUUUUUUUUUUGAAUCAAACCUUACUUGAGUUUGGAUUAUGAAAUCAGUGGUUUAUAAAAGUCUGGAAAAGAUUUUAAAAGAUUUAUUAAGUAGUUCAUUUUUCAGUGAGUGGUACACCAUCCCAUUCCAAAAUUUAUCCAAUGUGAAUGAUUAGUAAUUUAAUGUAUAAUUUUAUCUUGCGAAGAAAAUCACAGAAAAGGUUUAAAUACACACAUAAAAAACAA
Molecule: messenger RNA, 1837 nt
Organism: Pocillopora damicornis (cauliflower coral)
Lineage: Eukaryota; Metazoa; Cnidaria; Anthozoa; Scleractinia; Pocilloporidae
Product: sperm microtubule inner protein 11
Source: RefSeq, a predicted model, not a curated record